Molecule: messenger RNA, 486 nt
Organism: Fusarium proliferatum ET1
Lineage: Eukaryota; Fungi; Ascomycota; Sordariomycetes; Hypocreales; Nectriaceae
Product: putative TPM2-tropomyosin, isoform 2
Exons: 3
Coding region: 1-486 (161 amino acids)
Source: RefSeq, a predicted model, not a curated record
AUGGAUCGCAUCAAGGAGAAAAUGAACCAGCUCCGUCUGGAGGCCGACGAGGCCAGUGGCAAGGUUGAGGAGCUCCAGAGCAAGGUCAAGGUUCUCGAGCAAGAGAACCUGUCAAAGGAGCAGGAAAUCACCUCCCUCCAGCACAAGAACAACCUCCUCGAGGGCGAGGUCGAGAAGCUUGAGAACGCCGUAAAGGAUUUCAAGAAGGCCGCCGAUGAGGGCCAGCAACACGGCACUCAGAACGAAACUCUUCAGCGAAGGCUGCAACUUCUCGAGGAGGAGGCCGAGGAUGCCGACAAGACGCUCCGUGAGGCCAACGAGAAGCUCCGACAGACCGACGUCAAGGCCGGACACUUCGAGCGAAAGGUGCAAGCCCUUGAGAACGAGCGUGAUCAGUGGGAGUCCAAGUACGAGGAGAUGUCGCAGAAGUACAACGCUCUUCAGAAGGAGCUGGAGGAGCUCCAGGCCGAGAUUGGCAACAUCUAA